Messenger RNA from Desarmillaria tabescens, 912 nucleotides. RefSeq lists its product as uncharacterized. The transcript is spliced from 5 exons. NCBI's taxonomy places the organism in Eukaryota, Fungi, Basidiomycota, Agaricomycetes, Agaricales, Physalacriaceae. The record is from RefSeq and is a predicted model, not a curated record. Bases 1 to 693 code for a protein of 230 amino acids.
AUGGCCCAUAAGACUAGUAUAGGUGAAGAUCAAACCAUACCCCUUGCUCGGGAUGCGAUCUCCUCAAUGUUCCAUUUACCGGGGAGAUUCGAAACAUCUUCUCCAAUCAACCGUUCUCAUCUUCCCUCCCGAAAUACAGAAAGGAAAGACCACAGCAACCGGAAACAUUUGCGGGAUGGCAAAACCAGUUACAGUCCCUCAGUACGUAUCAAACCUCAGUCUGAAGAAAGCCAGAAUCCCUUCCGACACACGCAGCCUAUCACGUCCCGUAGCCCGGAGAUUCUUGGACGCUCUUUAGGGGUGAUACUUAACCGGGACGAGAACCGCGCGGACGUCGGCUCGAGGUCAGAUCAGCGGCGAGGAUCAGUUCAUCGCAAGUUCCUGGUAAUGAUUCAAUGGCAUCAUAAAUCUAUUGCCCAAGCGGUGCCUUAUCGCGUACUGAUGACGGUAAUUAAUCUAUCAUGUUCUUGGUCAACGAACAUUGUUGAUUCCAUGACGCUACUACCGGCGGCAGUACCAGCUCGUUUGCCUGUGUACAUUGCUUCCAUUGCUGCACAGCCCCUGCCUGCGCGCCGCUGUCGGCCCAAGCUCGCUAUUCGCGACAGGAUGCUUGACUCGAGUUUCAAUCAGGAUUCAGGCAACUGGACAGCCAUAGUACCCACUCGAGCUCGCAAGUCUCACGAUUCUUUGUAGUUGCCGGCUCAUCUGAAUUGAACGAAGUGAUGGGCGAGGGAAGCCUGAAGAAGCACAUCACAGAACCAUGAUCCCAUUUCUGAGGCGCCGGGGCGCCAUAAACAUGAUUGACAUACGGUAUGUAGAAGUGCACCGAAGCAUUUCAUGGUGCAAGAAGUCCAUCAAAAAUACAACGAGUAACAAAGACAGUAUGCUUGAGUAAUAAUAAUAGUAGUAACU